AUGCAGAUCAUGCCCGCCUCCAUGGACAUCCCUGACCCAAAUAUCAGACCAGAGCUCCCUCAGAGUGUCCCCGACAGCCAUAUAAUGGACACCCCAGGCUCUUCCAAGGGCCAAUUACUGCCAGCAGAUAUUUCAAUGGAUAUCUCUGCCUCCGAAGAAUGGCAAGCUUCCGCCCAGGCUCAAUUAGAGGAUAACUUGAUGGCAUAUGCGGAAACACCGGGUUCCAGCCGAACUCGGCCUGCCCGUCGCACCACUCAACCAACGAGUUUUGACGCCGAAUCUGCAGCAAUAACCACCAAACCCAAGACGAAAAGGUCAAAGGCCCCGACUAAGCGAAAACGUCUGAUACGGCAGAUAAAUAUAGUGUGCACAGUCUGCCAUCGAGGAAAUAGCCCUUCAAACAACUUCAUUGUGCUGUGUGAUGGAUGUGACAGACCAUGGCACCAAAAGUGCCAUUCGCCCAAUAUUGCAAACGAAGUCGUUCAAAUAGCGGACAUGGAUUGGUUUUGCAACAAGUGUAACCCAAACCAACCGCGCCAGUCCAAAACCAAGAUGCCACCCACCAAGAAGCCCGGACGCGCAAAGAUCACAAUGCCUCCCCAAACAGUGAACCGAACCUACUCAGAGGAGGAACGCCGUGCGUAUCUUUCAUCACUUUCUCACGAUGCGCUGGUGCAACUCCUGCUCCAAAUCUCAAAGGAGUGGCCCCUCGUCCCAAUCUUUCCUCCCGGCAUGCAAAUGGCCCCCGUGGAUCUCAACAAGAUCACAGAUCAGCCACACAUUCUUCCAGAUGUUGGUCAGACUCAGAGUCCUGCCGCAAAAUCCACUUCCGAGUCUCUGUUCCCCCUUGCAUCGCUAGGGGCGCGUACACCUGCUCGUAUCUCGUAUGCCGAAUCGUCAGGCUCUGAUCCACUCACCGACGGUGAAUCUGACACGCAGUCCCGGCUCCAAUCUCCUGUUCCUUCUCAAGGCGUCUCUCACCAUGGCCAUGACUAUGACUCGGAGGAUUAUCGCACAUACCCUGAAGCUGGCCAGGGCUUCCAUCUCCCCAUGUCUGUGAACGACCUCGACAUCAUGGCCGAGGAUGAGCACUAUCCCACGUUCAGCCAUUCUAUUCGGGGCCCACACAAGAUACCGGAUCAAAUCUUGAACCCAUUUGCUCAACGGCAGCAGUGA
Messenger RNA from Penicillium olsonii, 1176 nucleotides. The record is from the annotation of a GenBank genome assembly. NCBI's taxonomy places the organism in Eukaryota, Fungi, Ascomycota, Eurotiomycetes, Eurotiales, Aspergillaceae.